AUGGCAGUCGACACGAAUUUCUCUUCAUUUUUCGAGAAAUUAAAACUAGUAGAAGAAGAUCCACUCAUACUCCCUCCCAAAACCUGGGAAUCAAUCCCUUCCCAAAAUGCCCCUACUUCUUCCUCCUAUUUCCCUCCCCAACCACCAACUCCACUCCUCCAUCACCAAUCCUCUCCUUCCCUCUCUGAGGAAAGCCUGGUGAGAUUAGCACUGAACGCACUGCAGGGUUUAGAAUCGGCUCUUAUCAGUAUCGAAAAGCUCUCUGCUGUCUUCAAUUCCCACCCGGCUGAUCGAACUUACCAUACAAUUCCCAAUCUAUGGAACCGGUCUACCAGCACACUCGCGUUGGGGAAGUUUCUAACCUCCAUUGGGCGGUCUGGUUUCUUAAUUUUUCUUCUCCGUAAAUUUGUAGAUUAUUUUAAGAAUUUUAAUUUCGAGGCACAUUUGGACGCGGCCUCUGCGUAUAGUUUAGUUAAUCAGGCGUUUGGUGUUGCGGUAGGGAAGGUUUUAGAAGGGUAUAUGAGUGCGCUUGGUACGUUAAACGCUUCGAUAGGUUUGAGGCGCUCAUCGAAGAGUGGUGCUGUUGAUCAUGAGAAUGGUAGAGUGUCGUGCUUUACGAGUGUGGUGCAUUCUGAAGUUACAUUGUUGGAGGUGUAUUUGCAUACGGAGGAAUUGAGGACUCGGGUUGAAGCGCUCGGGAAUGUAUGUAAUGUACAAAGCAUAGCUCUUUGCUUCUCGGAGUCUUCGUUGGAAGAGUUGACUGCGAAAGCAAUGUUGGAGUUUGCUGAUUUUUAUAGAGGAGGGGAUCUUCUUACUUAUUUGUAUACGCAACUACAGGUUGCUGAUCCUGCUCACAGUGCUCUGCUCAAGUUCCUUUUUCUUCGCUCAUGUGAACCAUAUUGUGGAUUCAUAAGAUCGUGGAUAUAUGGGGCUGAGAUUAGUGAUCCUUACAAGGAGUUUAUGGUAGAAUAUGCUGAUAAUCUACCUCCUCAUCCCCACUGCAAAGGUGGCAUCCCUAUCGACUUUCAAUUAGCAAGUAUUCGGGUAGAUUCUCAUAAUGUGGUUGGGAACUGUUUACUUAAUGAGCAGGAUGGGGUUGCUGUUCCUUGUUUUCUGAAGGACAUUUUUAUUCCAAUUGUCAGAGCUGGUCAGCAGCUUCAAGUGCUAAAGAAAUUGCUUGAAUUAUGUAAUUAUGUCGGCCCUGAAGAGUAUACUUGUGAGGAUUUGCUUCCCAGUUGGAGAGGAUAUAUAAGCAAUCAUUUGUUUUCUGCAUCUCCAAUGACUUUCAGUAAAGGAUAUCUAGAAGCCAUGGUAAUUGCAAGGAACAAUUAUUACGACAACAUGCUAGAAAAGAUCAAAAAUCUGUCAUCGAAGUUGGAGUUUAGGCAUCAGCAGGUAGUUCCACAUGGUGCUAUAUCUAUUGCCUUUGACAAUGAUGAAGGGAGUUCAAAGAAUGCAGUUUCACAUAUGUUUGUUGACAGGGCUGUUGAUAACAUCAGUUUUGAUGACGCUUGUACAGAUGACGAGUUCAAUGUGUUGGGUACAUCUGAAGAUUCAUCUUUAAGUGGGUCUGAAGAGCAAACUGAGGCUGAGCAGCUAAUUGAGCAGGUUAAUAGUUUGGUUCGAGAUGAACAAAGAUACUUAUCUUCCUUGAGGUUUUCCAUGAAUAGCCCAAUUGAUACUGCAUUGAAAAAGUCUACUCAAAGUGAAAUGCCACUUGACAUUGAAAGUGAUUUACGUAAAAAUAGUGAAGAAAAUGAUUUUGUUGGUCGUUUCGUUCAUUUUUAUGACAAGAAAAGAACUUCGAGUCAUUUGUUUCUACCCCCUGAUUCAGAGGAGUCAAAUUCAUCAUGCAUGUUUGAUAAUAUAGAUACUGUAACUGGUCAGUGCUGGCAGCCUGGCCUUCCAAAAAAUUCUCUUUACAAUGACGAAUGGCGCAGCUUUUAUAAGUGGUCAGAUCAUUGUGACUCUGCCCAAGAAAAACCCGAUGUUGAGAAAAAUACCUGCUUUCACCUGGUAACCACGCCCAGAGAGAAAUGCAGCACAGCAUAUGGACAAUCAUUACCUUGCUUUGACUUUUCAACUGUUGAAGACCCUUGUAAGAUAUCUGUGGAAAAGUUUGCUGCCAGUUUCCUGCAUGAAUCUGGGUCUCAAGUUCCAUUGCAUUUGACUGCUCUAGCUACCAGUGGUAAGAGUCAUGAUAAAGGUAAACAAUUCUGUGAUGGAGAAGCUGUAUUGAUUGAUAAUGCCAGAGCAUGUGUUAGUGACUCAUCAGUACACUUGAAGGAACAAGACAAAGAAGCUGUUGUUUCAACAAAUGGUAGUGGUGGGACUAGUUGGCAGAGCCUGCUUGGUAGUUUUAGUUACACUGAAAAUGAAAGUGUUGGAGGUCACAGGGAGAGUUUGUCAGCCAUGUUUGAGAUUCCCCUUGAUUUUGUCAUUGACAAAUGCUUGCUGCAGGAAAUUUUGCUCCAGCUUGCUAUUAAGCUGCUUGAAGAGGGUUUUGAUUUGCAAGGACAUUUACUGGCUUUGCGGCGGUAUUACUUCAUGGAAUCAGCAGACUGGGCGGAUUUGUUUAUCAUGUCCCUUUGGCAUCAUAAGUGGUGUGUUGCCGAGGCUGAGCAGAGAGUGACAGAAAUUCAACGGUUCCUUGAGUUUUCAGUUCAGAGGUCAUCAUGUGAACAAGACCCUAAUAAGGAUCGUCUGUUUGUGUACAUAAAAGGGAAUGGCACAAUGCCUAUUUCAACAUCUGCAAUUGGUAAUUUUUUUCGUCACAGUUUAAGUGCUAAGAGACUGACAAGUCAAUUUAAUUAUGAUAUGAUGCACUUGGUUUCUCUAAAACAUGAUUCUGCAAUACAAGAAUGCAAAGUCAAAGACAUCAUGGAUCUGGAACCAGUGCACAUGGCAUAUUUAACUGAUUCACUACACAUAUGUUUUCUCUCUAACGAAACACGGUCUGUAGCCAACAUUAUUGAAAGCAUUUUGCAAUGUGCCUUUGACUUUUGGUCUUGUUUUACUGGCGGCAUGUGGGAUAUGGGACUGGAUCAAGGAGACAUGUUGGGUAAACUUUCUAGAAUCAAUAUAUCCCAGGUGCUUGCCAUAAAGCAAAAAUUUGACAAAAAUUUGAAACAAUUGCAUUUAUGCUAUCUCAAGUCGCCAAAGCACGGAGAGUUUGGGUUAUCCUGUUUCUGGGGAUUUCUCAACUACAACAAAUACUACUCAGAUGUUGUGUGGAUAGAUACCAAUGCGCAAAGAGAGAAUCCAAUCAAGUUCCACAACAGGUUGGUGUCGCCAAAUGCCAGCACAGUUGCUGAGAUCUUCUUAAUGGUAUUACCUAACACUUACUCCUUCGGCCUUUGUCCAUUCGAGGUGGAAGCUUCCUCUUCUUUUAAGGUUGAGAUUGCUGGUUCCUUUAGCCAUUUUUGCGGCAUGUAUUUGUGCAAGGGAAAGGAAUUGUGCGAUAACGAGACUAGAAAAGCUGUAUUUCUGAGGAGGCACAAAAUGGUUCGACACCAAACUAGUGCUGAUCGCUCUGGUGGAGAGCACCACCACAAGGACAAGCAAGCUGAAGGACUUGGUGCUGAUAAUAUUGAAGCGCAGCGUUCCUUAAUCAACAAUGGAGGCAAGAAAGGAUCAAAACUAAAUCCUUUAGGCUUGCACUUUUCUUCAACUAUAGCAAAUGCACUGCAACAUUUAGGGCCAAUUAAUAAGUCCUUUUGGGAGGUUAGCAACAAGGAUGCAACCUCUUACAUUGCAAAAAUAGUCACAGAAAUGGAAGAGAAGCAGAGAGAAAGAGAAAGGAAAAGUCUGGUUUUUGCUGUUAAUGGACAAAGGUUUGAGCUUUCAAGUGUGGACCCUUCAAUGACUUUGCUUGAAUUCUUGCGCACUCAGACCUCUUUCAAGAGUGUCAAGCUUGGUUGUGGUGAAGGUGGUUGUGGUGCUUGUGUUGUUCUACUCUCCAAGUAUGAUCCUGUGAUUGAUCAAGUUGAAGAUCUUACAGUAAGCUCAUGUCUUACACUGCUUUGCAGUGUAAAUGGAUGCACAAUUACAACAAGUGAAGGCCUUGGAAAUAGCAAAGAUGGGUUCCACUCAAUUCACCAAAGGUUCACUGGCUUCCAUGCUUCUCAAUGUGGCUUUUGUACUCCUGGAAUGUGCAUUUCUCUCUUUGGAGCCCUCGUUAAUGCUGAAAAGACAGAUCGCCCAGAACCUUCUCCAGGAUUCUCCAAGUUGACAGCCAUUGAGGCUGAAAAGGCUAUUGCAGGAAAUCUUUGUCGCUGCACUGGGUAUCGAUCCAUUGCAGAUGCAUGCAAAAGUUUUGCAGCUGAUGUUGAUAUGGAGGAUUUGGGAUUUAAUUGUUUCUGGAAGAAGGGAGAAAGUAUGGAUUUAAAGAUAAGUAGGUUACCUUCGUAUAACCAUAAUAAUCAGACUCGUAUUGUCCCUGAAUUUUUGAAAAGUGAAAUCAGAUCUUCCUUUCUUUUGGAUUCUCAAAAGUCCUUUUGGUGCAAUCCUGCCAGUGUUAAGGAGCUUCAGAGCUUAUUAAAAGCUGUUAAAGCCAACAACGGAACCAGGAUCAAACUAGUGGUUGGUAACACAGCUAUGAGUUAUUAUAAGGAUCUAGAACACUACGACAGAUACAUCAAUCUCAGCUAUGUUCCUGAGCUCUCAAUUAUUAGGAAAGAUCACACAGGGAUUGAAAUUGGAGCAACUGUUACUAUUUCUAAAGCUGUUGAAGCUUUGAAGAAAGAGAGUAAUGGUGAAUUUCUAACAGAAAGUGAGAUGGUGUUCAAAAAAAUUGCCAUCCAUAUGGAAAAGAUAGCCACUCAAUUUGUUCGAAAUACAGGUAGCGUGGGGGGAAAUUUGGUGAUGGCCCAGAAGAAACAUUUUCCUUCAGAUAUUGCCACAAUACUUCUUGCAGCUGGUUCAUUUGUGAAUAUAAUAACCAAUACCAUGCAUGAAAAGCUUUCCUUGGAGGAGUUUCUGGAAAGGCCUCCAUUGGAUUCGGAAAGUGUACUUGCAAGUGUUAAAAUCCCAUACUGGGAACCAAUUAAGAACGAAUCUUCUGAAAAGGAUUGUAACUUGCUCUUUGAAACAUAUCGAGCUGCAUCCCGACCUCUUGGGAAUGAUUUGCCCUAUUUAAAUGCUGCUUUUUUGGCUGAAGUUUGUUGCUGGAAAUCUUCUGGGGUAAUUUUUCUGAACAAAUGUGUGUUGGCUUUUGGUGCCUAUGGAACCAAAUAUUCAAUUAGAGCAAGGAAAGUUGAGGAAUUUUUAACAGGGAAAACAUUAACUCUUGAUGUUCUGUAUGACAGUAUCAAAUUAGUUGCAGCCUCUGUGGUACCUGAAGAUGGCACAACAAGUCCUGCAUAUAGGUCAAGCUUGGCUGUUGGUUUUCUAUUUGACUUUCUUGGGCCCUUAGUAGAUAAUGAUACCAAAAUUUCUACCCAUUGGUUGGAUGACUACGGCAGUGCUUCAAUGUUCACUGCUGACCAAAUAAAACAGAAAUACCACCAGCUUGAUCCUGUGCAAGUCCCAACUUUGCUUUCUUCAUCAACACACGUGAUCCCAGAAACCAAGGAGUAUCAUCCUGUUGGUGAGCCUGUGAAAAAAUCCGAAGCUGCCCUUCAAGCUUCUGGUGAGGCUAUUUAUGUGGAUGACAUUCCCUCUCCAAUAAAUUGUCUAUAUGGAGCAUUCGUUUAUAGCACAAAGCCUUUUGCUAAGGUCAAGGGUAUAGAAUUCAAGUCUAAGUCACUACCAGAUGGGGUUGCAACGCUUAUCUCUUUCAAAGAUAUUCCCAAAGGAGGGGAAAACAUAGGUUCUAGAACCAUUUUUGGUGCUGAAACUUUGUUUGCUGAUGAGAUUACUCGGUAUGCUGGAGAGCGUCUUGCUUUAGUGGUUGCAGAUACACAGAAACAUGCAGAUGUGGCAUCAAGCCUAGUCACUGUUGAUUAUGAAAUGGAAAAUCUAGAACCACCCAUUUUGACAGUGGAAGAAGCUGUUAAGAGAUCUAGCUUUUUUGAGGUCCCUCCUUUCUUCUACCCCAAACAUGUUGGCGAUAUAUCAAAAGGAAUGGCGAAAGCUGAUCACAAGAUUCUCUCUGCUAAGAUUAACCUUGGAUCACAAUAUUAUUUCUAUAUGGAGAAUCAAAGUGCUCUUGCUGUGCCUGAUGAAGACAACUGCUUGGUGAUUUACAGUUCGAGUCAAUGCCCUGAGUUUUCACAUGGUACGAUAGCAAGAUGUCUUGGUCUUCCUGAGCAUAAUGUACGUGUAAUUACAAGGAGGGUUGGAGGAGGCUUUGGCGGAAAGGCCAUAAAAUCCAUGCCUGUUGCAACAGCAUGUGCCCUUGCAGCACACAAUUUACGGCGCCCUGUCAGGAUGUAUCUCAAUCGCAAGACUGACAUGAUAAUGGCGGGAGGGAGGCACCCCAUGGAAAUAACUUACAGUGUAGGAUUCAAAUCUAGCGGGAAAAUCACAGGCUUACAGCUUGAUAUUCUAAUUAAUGCUGGGAUAUCUCCAGAUAUAAGUCCAGCGAUGCCACACAACAUGAUGGGUGCCCUUAAAAAGUAUGACUGGGGUGCUUUAUCUUUUGAUAUAAAGAUAUGCAAAACACACCAUUCAAGUAAAUCGGCAAUGCGGGGUCCUGGGGAGACACAAGCAUCAUUUAUUGCAGAAGCUGUAAUAGAACAUGUAGCCUCUACCCUUUCCAUGAAUGUCGAUUCUGUGAGAAGCAUAAAUCUCCACACAUAUGAUAGCCUUAAAAUGUUCUAUGUCGUAUCUUCAGGUGAAGCUCUUGAGUAUUCUUUAACUUCAAUGUGGGAUAAGAUAGCCAUGUCUUCAAACUUGAGUCAAAGGACUGAAGUGAUAAAAGAGUUUAAUAGGUGUAAUGUGUGGCAGAAAAGAGGCAUUUCUCGAGUGCCUGUUGUGCAUGAGGUGCUAGUGAGACCGACUCCUGGGAAAGUAGGCAUUCUAGGUGAUGGGUCUGUUGUUGUUGAAGUUGGCGGAAUAGAGUUGGGCCAGGGGCUCUGGACAAAGGUAAAACAGAUGGCUGCAUUUGCUCUGAGUGCAAUCAAAUGUGAUGGAGGUGGAGAACUAUUGAAGAAAAUACGGGUGAUACAAUCUGAUACAUUGAGUUUAAUUCAAGGAGGGUUUACCUCUGGUAGCACUACAUCUGAAUCAAGCUGUGAAGCAGUUAGACUUUGCUGUAACACCUUGGUUGAGAGACUAACACCUCUAAAAGAAAGUUUGCAGGUGCAGAUGGGUUGUGUAAGAUGGGAGACACUCAUUUCUCAGGCAUAUUUGGAAGCUCUGAACCUGUCAGCCAGUUCUUACUUCGUCCCUGACUUAAAUUCCAUGCAAUACCUAAACUACGGUGCAGCAGUCAGUGAGGUGGAGGUGAAUCUUCUGACUGGUGAAACUACAAUUUUGAGGUCAGAUAUUAUAUAUGACUGCGGUAAAAGUCUGAACCCUGCUGUGGAUUUAGGGCAGAUUGAAGGUGCUUUUGUCCAAGGAAUUGGGUUUCUCAUGCUUGAACAAUACACCACAAACUCAGAUGGAUUGGUGGUCGCCGACAGCACUUGGUCAUAUAAGAUCCCUACGAUAGACACAAUACCGAAACAGUUCAAUGUGGAACUACAUAACAGUGGACAUCACAAAAGUCGUGUUCUCUCUUCAAAAGCUUCUGGUGAGCCACCACUACUCCUAGCAGCCUCAGUUUACUUUGCUGCAAGAGCAGCUAUUAAAGAGGCCCGCGAACAGAUGCGUUCAUGGGGUUGCGUAGAGCAGUCAACAUUCAACUUCCAGGUCCCUGCCAUUAUGCCUACUGUCAAGGAGCUUUGUGGGCUAGACAGUGUGGAGAGGUACUUGGAGUGGAAAAUAGGCAGGAAGUGA
Messenger RNA from Dovyalis caffra, 7881 nucleotides. Lineage: Eukaryota; Viridiplantae; Streptophyta; Magnoliopsida; Malpighiales; Salicaceae. The record is from the annotation of a GenBank genome assembly.